Molecule: messenger RNA, 1204 nt
Organism: Nicotiana tabacum (common tobacco)
Lineage: Eukaryota; Viridiplantae; Streptophyta; Magnoliopsida; Solanales; Solanaceae
Product: protein LOL2
Source: RefSeq, a predicted model, not a curated record
UUCUACACGAAUUUACUCUCUCUCCUCCGUUGAAAACUCAUAAAAGUCCAACAAAAAAAGAAUUCUUUUUUCAAUAUUAAACGAAGAAGAAGAUGUAGUAAGAAUAAAAAAGCGAAAUUCCGAUAAGAUUACCAAAUCCAAACUCUGACUUCCGAUAAUCUAUAAAUUCGCUUUCUUAGAACUUUUUUUAUUCACAUUUUCCAGAAAAGUGGGAAUCCCCUUAUCGCUAAUUCUGCUUUAAAUUUGUGUGGAAUAUAUUACCAAAUCUGUUUGGCCCUAGCUUUCUGAUUUCUUUUACUGCUAUGCAGAGUCAGUUGGUGUGCAGUGGGUGUAGGACAAUUCUUCUUUAUCCGAGAGGAGCUACUAAUGUCUGCUGUGCAGUGUGCAACGCCCUCACCCCUGUCCCACCUCCUGGAAUGGAAAUGGCUCAGUUGAUAUGUGGAGGCUGUCGCACCUUACUGAUGCAUCCACGUGGGGCAACUAGUGUGAGAUGCGCCUGCUGUCAUACGGUGAACCUUGUGCCAGGUCCUAACCAGUUUGCUCAUGUCAACUGUGGAAAUUGUCGUACUAUGCUGAUGUAUCCAUGCGGAGCUCCAUCAGUUAAAUGUGCCAUAUGCCACUAUAUCACACACGUUAAUGCCGGAGAUGGAAGAGUCCAUGUUCCUGUGCACACCCCAAAUGGCGGUGCUACAUCCUCUGCAGGACCCACUUCUUCAACAGCUACAGCCCGUUCACAGAAUCAAACCGUGGUCGUUCAGAACCCUAUGUCUUUAGAUGAAAGUGGCAAGUUGGUGAGCAAUGUUGUUGUUGGUGUGACGACUACGACUUAGGAUUAUCUAUGGAAUGCAAUAGCAGAAGGAUUAAGAUUCCUAUGUAUGUGAAGUCCGCUAGUUGAAGGGAGUAAGGUUUUUGUUUGCUUCCAUUGGAACGAUGAGUACAAAGGUGGUGCUAUAUAGAUAUGGUAAUAUUUAGAGCUAGUAUCAAAGCAUUUCUAGAUUGAAGAACUGUACCAGAUGAACCAUUUGUGAUAACAAUCACAAAGUGAUUGGAAGAUUUAGGCUCAGUGAUGUGUGAUUCUUGGAGUCGGUAAUUGUUGUUGUCAAAUUAGAUUCUGUGGUGUGAAUACGCCCGAUGAUCCAAGUACAGAAUGUUGAUAUGUACCAUGUGUCCUCUUGUUAAUAAAAUUUAAUCAGUUUGGUGUAUA